CACGUGAUUAAAGUGUGCGUAAAUGGUCGAUAAACUUAUACUUUUCACGUCUCUAAAUCAUGUAACCUUCUUUCGUUCAUUCAUAAAUAAAAAAUCAUUCAUUCAAGUAUAUUCACUUUUUCUUGAAGUGCGGAAAGCAUGUAAAUGUAUGUGAGAAAAUCGCAUUUUUUUUUCUUAUGAUUAAGCGCUAAGUCACUCAAGCUUUAAUUUUAUUCGUAUAACGUGAAAACAAUGGCAAGUAACGAGGAACUUACCGGGCCCUUGUCCAAGGAGGAUAUUGAGGCGGCGGAUAGAUGGAAAAACGAAGCAAAUGAAUACUUUAAAAAGCAGAAUUACAAUACCGCAAUUGAUUUGUACUCAAAGGCGAUAGAGAAAAAUCCUAACAAUGCCGUGUACUAUGCGAAUAGAAGUAUAUCUAACUUGCGGUUGGAGAAUUUUGGGUAUGCCCUCACGGAUGCAUCGCGGGCGAUCGAGCUGGAUAGGUCUUACACGAAGGCUUACUACCGGAGGGCCGCGGCACAUAUGUCUCUCGGGAAGUACAAAUUAGCACUUAAGGAUUUUGAAUAUGUAACCAAAGUUAGGCCAAAUGACCAGGAUGCGAAAAUGAAAUUCAAUGAAUGUAACAAAAUUGUGAAAAAAAUUGCAUUUGAAAAGGCCAUCUCUGUAGACAAGAAGGAAGUCAACAUUGCUGACUCCAUCAACCUAGAUGCCAUGACCAUUGAAGAUGAAUAUGAAGGCCCUGCCCUGGAAAAUGGCAAGGUGACACUGAAAUUUGUCACUGAACUAAUGGAACAUUAUAAGCAGCAGAAAAAACUUCACAAGAAAUAUGCUUAUAAGAUUCUAAUUGACGUCAAGAACUAUCUACAGAAACAACCAUCCCUCGUAGACAUCAAAGUUGGAGAUGAUAAGAAGUUCACAGUCUGCGGAGACAUUCACGGACAGUACUAUGAUCUAAUGAAUAUUUUCGCUCUAAACGGGCUGCCGUCUGAAACAAAUCCCUACCUGUUCAAUGGAGACUUUGUGGAUCGGGGGUCCUUCAGUGUGGAGUGUAUCUUCACACUGUUUAGCUUCAAGCUGUUGUUCCCUGACCACUUUUACAUGUCUAGAGGAAACCACGAGACCUUGGACAUGAACCGCAUGUACGGUUUCCGCGGCGAAGUCACCUCCAAGUACACCUCCCAGAUGGCUGACCUCUUCACCGAGGUGUACAACUGGUUGCCGCUAGCACACUGCAUCAACAGCAGGGUUCUGGUGAUGCACGGAGGACUCUUCUCGAAGGAUGAUAUCACGCUGGAUGAUAUCAGAAGGGUGGACAGAAAUAAGCAGCCACCGGAAGAUGGCAUAAUGUGCGAGCUCCUCUGGUCGGACCCUCAGCCGAUGCUCGGCCGCUCGCCCUCCAAGCGCGGCGUAGGCUGCCAGUUCGGACCUGACGUUACUGCCAACUUCCUGCAACGAAACGGACUGCAGUACAUCAUCCGUAGCCACGAGGUUAAGAAUGAGGGCUACGAGCUGGCGCAUGAUGGGAAGUGCAUCACUGUCUUCUCUGCGCCUAAUUACUGUGAUACAAUGGGUAACCUAGGUGCUUUCAUCACAAUGAAUGGCAAAGACCUGAAGCCGAACUUCACCACCUAUGAGGCUGUGCCUCACCCCGACGUCAAACCCAUGGCAUACGCCAACUCGUUCCUGAGCAUGCUCUGUCAAUGAUCGGACUACGCCGGACAGCCUACACACCGCCAACGCUGACUACGAUAUACACACAGUAACAUCUUUCCAUAUGUUCAUGAAAUUUAUAUAGAGACAAAAUUUUUAAAAUCAUUAGUCAGGUCCACACAGAGGAAGCAUAUCGCGAGGCAAUUUUCUCGCGCGGCAAACGUGCUGUAGUAUAGAUUUGCCUCGCACGAGGCAGUGCGUGCUUUGCUCGGCCAAGCAACCUGCCUCUACCGUGGUAUGCCAACACUGAACGUAGGCUGCGCGAUCACAUUGCCACGCGACGUGCCUCUCUCUGUGUAGACUGCUGCAUGAGAAAGCCUUGUCACAUCGCAGCGUGUAAGGGUAAGCGUUCACAUUUCUAUGUCGUAAGCAUCGCGUGUCGUCUACUGAUAUUGCGACACGUACGGUACGCUAAUUUGUGACUUUCGAUUUUGAAUGCGAUGCGGGUUUGUGGACGCUUAUCUUAAACAUACGUGGUUAGAAUUUUGUAAUAAAAAAGGUUGACAUGCCGAUGAUUUUUCAAACGUUUGCUGUAAUUUAAAAGCAUUUAUGUCAAACAUGGAUUACUAUACUACGAUAUAAUAUUUCUUGUAUG
Messenger RNA from Leguminivora glycinivorella, 2305 nucleotides. RefSeq names its product serine/threonine-protein phosphatase 5 (gene PpD3). Bases 232 to 1704 code for a protein of 490 amino acids. Gene Ontology annotation, cellular component: cytosol; nucleus. The transcript has 9 exons. Gene Ontology annotation, molecular function: protein binding; protein serine/threonine phosphatase activity. The record is from RefSeq and is a predicted model, not a curated record. Lineage: Eukaryota; Metazoa; Arthropoda; Insecta; Lepidoptera; Tortricidae.